Messenger RNA from Drosophila eugracilis, 1551 nucleotides. RefSeq names its product O-glucosyltransferase rumi (gene rumi). Bases 36 to 1271 code for a protein of 411 amino acids. Lineage: Eukaryota; Metazoa; Arthropoda; Insecta; Diptera; Drosophilidae. Gene Ontology annotation, molecular function: UDP-xylosyltransferase activity; UDP-glucosyltransferase activity. The record is from RefSeq and is a predicted model, not a curated record. Gene Ontology annotation, biological process: positive regulation of Notch signaling pathway; protein O-linked glycosylation. The transcript has 2 exons. Gene Ontology annotation, cellular component: endomembrane system.
CCGCAUUUGUUUGCAAUUUGUUUACAUUUACAGAAAUGCUAAUUAUUCAUUUAUUAAUAACAUUUAUUAUAAGUUUUGGGAGUAAAGGAUGUGCAGAAGACGAUGGACUUUGCAGUGCCGAGCAAACAACUUGUGGGCAAAGUGAACCUGACCAAAUAAAUCAGGAUGAGUUUGGCUUCAAAAUACGUAGGCAGAUCGAGAAAGCUUAUGCCGACUACAAGCCUUGCAGCAGUGAUCCCAAGGACUCCGACUGCUCCUGCCAUGCACCUGUUUUAAAAAAAGACCUAGCGGCCUAUAAGUCAACAGGUGUCACCAGGCAAAUGAUCGAAAGUUCUUCGAGAUAUGGCACGAAGUAUAAAAUUUACGAACAUCGUUUGUAUCGGGAUGCCAACUGCAUGUUCCCAGCCCGCUGCCAAGGCAUCGAACACUUUCUACUGCCGCUGGUGCCAACGCUACCUAAUAUGGACUUGAUAAUAAACACCAGGGAUUACCCGCAACUUAAUGCCGCUUGGGGAAAUUCUGCUAGCGGUCCGGUGUUCUCGUUCUCCAAGACAGAAGAAUACCGCGAUAUUAUGUAUCCAGCAUGGACAUUCUGGGCAGGAGGACCGGCCACCAAGCUUCAUCCACGUGGAAUCGGACGCUGGGAUCAGAUGCGCGAAAAACUAGAGAAGCGGGCGGCUGCUAUUCCCUGGUCCCAAAAGCGCGAUCUGGGCUUUUUUCGCGGCUCUCGCACUUCUGACGAGAGGGAUUCUCUAAUACUGCUCUCCCGUCGCAAUCCGGAGGUGGUCGAGGCUCAAUACACGAAAAACCAAGGAUGGAAAUCGCCCAAAGAUACCCUUGAUGCUCCAGCCGCUGAUGAGGUCUCCUUCGAGGAUCACUGCAAAUACAAGUACUUGUUUAAUUUUCGAGGAGUGGCCGCCAGUUUCCGGCUAAAGCAUUUGUUCCUUUGCAAAUCGCUGGUCUUUCACGUGGGCGACGAGUGGCAGGAGUUCUUCUAUGACCAACUGAAGCCCUGGGUGCAUUAUGUGCCACUAAAAAGCUACCCCAGUCAGCAGGAUUAUGAGGAAAUCCUUUCUUUCUUCAAGAAAAACGACGACCUAGCUCAGCAAAUCGCACAGCGAGGAUACGACUUUAUCUGGGAGCACCUGCGCAUGAAGGAUAUCAAGUGCUACUGGCGGAAACUGCUGAAGAGCUAUGUGAAGUUGCUGAAGUACGAGAUUAAGCCGGAAGAUCAGUUAAUCUAUAUUGCUCCCGUUAGGAAUGAACUGUAAAGACUAGGAAACUAUCGUAUGUAUUUGAAUUGGUAUUACGUUAAACGAUUAUUAGAUUUAAUUGAUUUUUUAUAAAAGUAUUUAUUUCUAAAAGAAAGAAAAUCUCAUCUUUCCCUCCUUUUUCAAAUUACAUAUCUCUAAUAUCCUUAACAAAAUAAAAAAAAAUGUUUUUAGAGCCUUAAUUUAUGAAACUCAGAAACCGUUUGUUUUAAGACUCAAAAUUUGUUUAGGUACAUUUGGAAAGCAUGUAAAAUCUACAAAAAUAUAAUGUUAACCUUAA